AUGGAUGACAGCGCUGGUCCUCGCAAGAGAAGGAAGCUGUCCUCGCCAAAGGCGGCGCCAUACGUCCUCCGUCAACUUCUCGAUAACGUACCGUUGGACAGCGAGGGUGGUGGCUCAGACGUUCACAUCACUUGUGUAGAAUACUGGAACGAGAAUCUGUACAUAGGCACAUCGGCGGCAGAGAUUCUACAUUUCGUCGCCCUUCCUCCCGAUCCUUCCGACGACACGAACGAGUCGACCUUUAUUUUAGCGUCCAGAUUGCCGAUUACACAUCAUUCCUCGACAAGCAAUCAUCAUGGCGUUCAGCAGAUUGUGUUGCUUCCGACUGCGAGCAAAGCAUGUAUCCUGUGCAAUGGCGUCGUCACCUUUUACACCCUGCCUGAGCUGAGCCCUGCUUUUGGAAAUACGAAGGUCGGAAAUUGUCGGUGGAUUGGUGGCCUCGAUCUAAAUCGGGAUGUGAACGAACCGUCGGCCGAAGACCCGGUUAUCAUGAUCGCCGUCCACAACAGGAUCAUGUUGGUGCGCAUCGGAGAAGAGGCACGACGAAUCAGGAAUAUCGAGUUUCCGGGGUGUUUAAUUGCGUCGCGGCGAGACACAAUUGCAUGCGUUGCGGAUGAGCACUCAUAUUCGCUCCUUGAUGUCGAACAUCAGCAGAAGAUACCCCUCUUUCCUAUAUCCUCGUCGAAUGAGGUCUUUGAGCCGGGCCAUGUGGAGGAUAUUCCCUCUCAAUCAGGGUCCUCUCUCAAAAGAUCCUCCUCCGCAUCAUACGGGAAUCCAGAUGCAACCAAGCUAGGCGCGAUGGAUCGAUCUAGUUCCCGUACGCCAGACCCUUUUACAGCGACAGGGUCGCCAAGGCGAUCAACGUCGCAGGAACGACGUGAUGCAAGCAAGUCGAAGGAAUUGCCGGCCCCUCCACCUGAAGCUGAAGCGAACAAGCAAAAACCAUUGCCUCCAGCGCCUAAACAAACCUUGACACGGCUCAAACCCCAUAUAGUGUCUCCGACCCCGUCUGAAUUUUUGUUGGUUACCGGAACAGAAGAGACCGAGCCUGGAGUAGGUAUGUUCGUCAACAUGGACGGCGAUGUAGUCCGUGGGACAAUAGAAUUUCAGAGAUACCCGGACGCCGUUGUCAUUGAUGGGGCGGACGAGGUCGAUCAGACUCGACCAAAUAGCAACCAACAAGAAGGCUAUGUUCUCGCUAUCGUCAAUGCAGAUGAUGAGAACGGCAAUCCUCGAAAAUGUCUGGAAAUACAGCGUUGGGACGUUGAUUCUGGGGAAGCCGAGCGUCAAAAGCAUUGGGUGGAAAUACCGGCGUCGAAAGACACGCGAACAAACCAUGUCGGGAUUCGUCACACUACUGGUCCGAGCCAGCUCAACUUUUACGAACUGGGAGAGCUGCUGCGAAUGGUCCGGCUAAGAAUACCCAAGAUGGGUCCUCCUACUCCGCUAGAGGAUCCGACCAAAGCAAGCAUUGAACGACUGCGGAAAGAGAAAGAAUUAUUUGAGUCGCAGGACCUGAUUGACAGAAACAGGGAAGAAGCUACCUUUGCUCAUGGGCUGGGAAACAUCCGCAGCAGCCUAAUUGUGUGGUCGGGAAAUCGGAUUUGGCGCGUGCUGAAAAAUCCACUGCCAUUACAACUCGAUGAUGCCCUGCAGAGGGCUCAAACGUGGGAGGGUGCCCGUUAUAAAUCCGUUGACAGGGAGUUUAUUGUAAGCCUAACGCAAUCCAUCAAGGAUACUGAGCCGAGAACCGAAGCGGAGUUUCUUGGGUUGGAAUACAUUAGGCAGAAAGCAGGUCUGCUGCUUUUCGCGGAUCUGCUCUCCAUGAACCCUGAAGAUCAGACAGAGGCUGCGAUUCUAUCGACAGAAGAGGUGUUGAUGGAAAGCAAUCUCGAUCCUCGCCUGAUUCUCUUGCUUAUUCCUUUUCUGAGGGACGAGGCUCUCCAAGGGCCGCAAGGGAUCUGGGUUCAUGGGGGCCUUGCCCAGGUAGCGGAGUUCUACCUGGAGCAAUUCGCAGAAUCCAAGAGGGUACCGCAAGUUCCUGAUGACGCUGUUCUGAAUAUGGUGAAGCGUUACCUGUUUGCGUGGCAGCGGAAGAGAGGAUAUGGCAGCAUAACGGACGAAACAUUCGUCUUUGACAGCGUUGAUGCUGGUCUCCUGCAUCUGCUGCUGGAGCAGGACGCAAAAGGGUUCCGCGAAUCGCGUCCGUCGCCAACGGUUCGCGCAGAGCUGAAUCGGCUGGCCGACAGCUGGAAGGGCAACUUUGAUCGGGCGGUGACGCUUCUUGAGCAGUACAACCGACUCUUUGUGCUGAGUCGCUUGUACCAGAGCCGAAAGACAGCAGGGAAAGUACUGCAGACGUGGCGACGAAUCGUGGAGGGGGAGAAAGAUGAUGACCCUGAAAUCACGGUUUCCGGUGUGGAGAUGCAAAUGCGCAAGUAUCUCGUCAAAAUUCGGGAUGCGCAGCUGGUCGAGGAGUAUGGAUCGUGGUUAGCGGCACGGAAUCCAAAUCUGGGCAUCCAGGUUUUCUCGGACGACAGUAGUCGAGUCAAACUGGAGGCUCAGGAGGUCGUGCGCUUGCUCAAGAAGCGUGCGCCAAAUGCUGUCCAGGACUACCUCGAACACCUGGUGUUUUCUAAAAACUAUAGCCAAUAUGCUGACGAUCUAAUCGCAUACUACCUCGACACCGUCUUGUCCGUCCUUCAAUCGUCCCCAGCUGCUCGGGAAUCACUUCAAGAAUCGUAUUCGACAUACCGCGCUCUGCGCCCGCCCAAGCCGACAUAUCUUAAUUUUAUCAGGGAGAACGCCCCCCCGGAGCCGUGGUGGCAGUCUCGCCUGCGGCUGCUCCAACUGCUUGGAGGGGGUCCCUGCACACAGUUCACAUCCUCUCCUGUGCCCGGGAACUUGUCCUACUCUGUUUCAACUGUCCUGUCGCGCAUUGAGCCCUUUCAGAACGAAUUAGUUUCCGAAAGCAUCAUCCUCGACGGCCGGCAGGGGCGACAUCGGGAAGCAUUGCGUCUGCUGACACAUGGUCUCGGAGACUACGACUCCGCCAUCCGAUACUGCCUCUUCGGCGGGCCGUCCAGCACGCAGACAGCUGCAGCCUCGCUGCCGUCGACCAUUGACACGGCCCGAGACUCUGAGCGGAGGGAGCUGUUCAAACACCUGCUCACUGAGUUCCUACAGAUCGAGGACUUUUCAGAGCGCAUCGAGCGAACGAGCGACCUGCUAGCGCGGUUCGCUCCGUGGUUCGACGUGCACGAAGUUCUCGCCCUGGUGCCGGACGACUGGAGCGUCGAGAUCCUGAGCGGCUUCCUCGUGCACGUCUUCCGGGACCUGGUCUCGCAGGCCCGCGAGGCGCGGAUCCAGCGGGCUCUGAGCGCGAGCCUCAACCUGCGGGUGGAGGUGGAGUACCUCGACAGCGUGGAGAAGAAGGGCGGGUGGAUCGAAGAUGGGGAGGGAUUGCGAGGACUCAAGUUGGCGGCGGCGGCGGCAGCAGCGCCUGCGGUGAGCAGCAGCAGGAGUGCGGACGGAAAUAAUAAUAAUGGCAACGAUAGUGACUUUGGCGAGAUGGUGAACGCUAGAGAUUAG
Rasamsonia emersonii CBS 393.64 is the source of this 3591-nucleotide messenger RNA. Its product is annotated as TGF beta receptor associated protein 1. Gene Ontology annotation, cellular component: cytoplasm; fungal-type vacuole membrane. The transcript has 4 exons. Gene Ontology annotation, biological process: vesicle-mediated transport; endosomal vesicle fusion; autophagy. Bases 1 to 3591 code for a protein of 1196 amino acids. The record is from RefSeq and is a predicted model, not a curated record. NCBI's taxonomy places the organism in Eukaryota, Fungi, Ascomycota, Eurotiomycetes, Eurotiales, Trichocomaceae.